Messenger RNA from Aricia agestis (brown argus), 1674 nucleotides. RefSeq names its product gustatory receptor for sugar taste 43a-like (gene Gr9). The record is from RefSeq and is a predicted model, not a curated record. Gene Ontology annotation, biological process: sensory perception of taste. The transcript is spliced from 11 exons. NCBI's taxonomy places the organism in Eukaryota, Metazoa, Arthropoda, Insecta, Lepidoptera, Lycaenidae. Bases 1 to 1455 code for a protein of 484 amino acids. Gene Ontology annotation, cellular component: axon; membrane; dendrite.
AUGGUGAUUGUACAGACACAUUUUCGCAUUAAUGAUAUUAAUAUGGAUUCCGUCACACCUUCCUAUAUAUUUUCAGGCCCAGAACACAAGAAGGAUGGCGAGACGCCGGUCCCCGCCGAGCCGGUAGACGAGGCCAGGGUGAUGCAGUGCAUCGUGGGCGGCGCUCACGCCUUCAUUUUACGGAUAUCAAGUUUCUUCGGUCUGGCGCCACUCAAGUUCGAGUCUCGUGGCGAUGGCUUCUCUGUGACGAUCUCACAUCCCAUGUGUGUGUACAGCUACAUACUAGUAACAGUGUUAGUGAUACUGACGAUAUUCGGUCUGGUGGCGGAGAUCACGGUGGGCGUGGAGCUGUCUGUGCGGAUGUCGUCGCGGAUGGCGCAGUUCGUGUCCGCGUGCGAUGUCCUCGUCGUCGUGGUUACGGCGCUCGCUGGCGUGUACGGCGCGCCACGACGGAUGAGGAAGAUGCUGAAGUUCAUGGAGAGUAUUGCUUCGGUGGACACCAACAUCGGAGCGUAUUACUCGACGACGACGGAGCGCAAGCUGUGCGCGUGUCUGCUGGCCAUCCUCACCUUCUUUACCGUGCUGCUGGCUGAUGACUUCUGCUUCUACACUCUACAAGCUAAGAAGAUCGAUAGGCAAUGGAACGUGGUGACGAACUACGUGGGGUUCUACCUGCUGUGGUACGUGGUGAUGAUGCUGGAGCUGCAGUUCGCGUUCACGGCGCUGUCGGUCCGCGCGCGCUUCCGAGCCGUCAACGACGCCAUCGCGCUCACAGCACGACACACGCAUAUGCCGGUGGAGAAAGCCCGUGAGCCGGCGCAGAUGAACGUGUUCGCGAUCCGCACGGGGCCGGCCGAGCCGCGCGACCACAACGUCAGCCUGCUGCUUGAUACACUACCGGGGAAGGAACAUGCCAUCAUCAAUAGAAAUCCAGUAAACGGCGAGGCCAAGCUCCUAGUUCCACCAUGCGAGGCGAUCCGUCGGCUGGCGGUGCUGCACGGCGCGCUGUGCGACGUGGUGCACAACAUCGACCGCAGCUACGGCCUGCCGCUGGUCGUCAUACUCAUGUCCACGCUGCUGCACUUGAUUGUGACACCCUACUUCCUCAUUAUGGAGAUAAUUCUGUCGACGCACCGUCUGCACUUCCUGGUGCUGCAGUUCCUGUGGUGCGCCACACACAUCAUCCGCAUGGUGGUCGUCGUCGAGCCCUGCCACUACACCAUCACUGAGGGCAAGCGAACAGAAGAACUUGUGUGCCGUCUCAUGGCAUCCACACCGUCCACCGGCAUGUUGCCGUCGCGGCUGGAGAUCUUCUCCCGCCAGCUGAUGCUGCAGUCCGUCAGCUACUCGCCCAUGGGCAUAUGCACGCUGGAUAGACCGCUCAUCGCAUCGGUACUGGGCGCAGUGACCACAUAUCUGGUAAUCCUCAUACAGUUCCAGAGAUACGACUCGUAAGGGCGAUCGAUGCCGUGGCUCGCGGGAUGAGCUCUGCGAUGUGUCUACAUUUUAAUAAUGACUGGAAUUCUCUAAGCCAGCGAUACUCAACCUUUUUUUAUACGGGCCACAGACAUGUUUUAUUCUUGGUGUCGCAGGCCGCAACCAAAAUUAUUUAGGGGGAUAAUAAAAUAACGUUGUUCAAAAUAAUCGAUUUACGGGCCCCUGAUAAGGUCCCGG